AUGAGUUCAGAAGAAGAAGUAUCUACAUUUUUAAGUAUUUGUGGUACUGAUAACGCUGAUUUGGCGAAACAGUUCCUUGAAAUGGCCGGUGGCAACAUGGAAACUGCUAUAUCCCUUUACUUUGAACAUGGUGGAGAAUCGCAAUUAAAGCAAGGCAGCAGUAAUGAUGAUACUGGUACUGUUUCAGCGGUGGCAAAUGAUGAAGAAAUGGCGCAAUCUUUACAGCGGGAAGCUUACGAGGAGGAAAGCGGCUAUAGGCCUCCGGAUCCUGCUAGGCGUGAGCAACUUGUUGAAACUCAUUUCUUUCCAGGUCAAUAUGGGGGGAUUGGUGGAGUAUUCCAGCCCUUGAGAAACCCUCGUGACAUGUUUGAUGAUAGCAGGCCUGCUGGAAUCUUUAAUCAGCGUUUGCCUAACCGCUUAGAGGACAGGAGCGAUGAAGGAGAAUAUGAUAUGGAUGAUGAAGAGGAUGAUGAUUACUCUUACGAAGAAGACAGUCCCCAGGAGCACGAGUAUGUAGAGGAGACUGUUAUGGAAGUUGAUGAAGAAGGUCAGGUCCAUGAGUAUACAAAGUUAGUUCGGAAGCCCCGAGCACUAACUAAAGAGGAACGCAUGAAGCUUCUGUUUAGGCCGCCUUUUGAUAUGAUGAGUAUGGUUGAUUUAGAUACGGCAAAGCUAUCUGCACGGAAAAAGAACAAGUGGAUCAUGAUUAACAUUCAGGUAGUAGAUAUUUUCCAGUGUCAGAUGCUAAAUCGAGACUUGUGGUCCAACCCGGAAGUUAGGAAGAUCAUCAAACCUAAUUUUAUUUUCCUCCAGUAUCAAUAUGAGUCUCGUUCUGCGCAGAAUUACGUUCAAUUCUAUGAUCUACGUGAUAGGGAUGGUCUUCCACAUAUUGCUAUUCUAGAUCCCCUAACUGGAGAGCGUUUGAAACAGUGGCACCGUGAGGUGCCGCCAGUAGAAUCUUUUAUCAAGGAUAUUGAAAUGUUCCUCCAGGAAUACUCACUUGACCCUCGUGCUGCUAAUCCAACUGUUAAGGAACCAACUCCAAAGCUCGAUCCAACUACACUUUCUGAAGAGCAACAGAUGGAGCUUGCAAUUCAGGAAUCGUUGGGCGGAACCACGCACGUUGCUUCAGAUAAUCAGCUAACUAAGGAAAGCUUGCCUUUGGAGCAGGAUAACUCACGGGCAGCGCGUUUUAAAAGUAUCCAAUCCGUCUCACAUUCAGAACCAGUAAACAUACCCGGUACUACAACAAGAAUUCAGAUCCGCACAGGAAACGGAAAAAGACUAGUAAGGCGCUUCAACCUUACUGAUACAGUUAGAACUGUCUACGAAGUGAUCAAGUCUGAGAUUGAUGGCUUUUCAACAGCAAACUUUGUUUUAACAACGCACACUAGAGAGAAUUUGAUCGAUAAACUCGAUAUUUCCAUCAAGGAGGCUGGUUUGGAAAAUAGUUCAUUAUUAGUAGAGAUUGUAACUGAUGAAGAAGAGGAUUGA
Molecule: messenger RNA, 1494 nt
Organism: Eremothecium sinecaudum
Lineage: Eukaryota; Fungi; Ascomycota; Saccharomycetes; Saccharomycetales; Saccharomycetaceae
Gene: UBX5
Product: DNA protein crosslink repair co-factor UBX5
Exons: 1
Coding region: 1-1494 (497 amino acids)
Biological process (GO): proteasome-mediated ubiquitin-dependent protein catabolic process
Cellular component (GO): nucleus
Molecular function (GO): ubiquitin binding
Source: RefSeq, a predicted model, not a curated record